Molecule: messenger RNA, 776 nt
Organism: Condylostylus longicornis
Lineage: Eukaryota; Metazoa; Arthropoda; Insecta; Diptera; Dolichopodidae
Exons: 5
Source: RefSeq, a predicted model, not a curated record
UUUAGUAAUAAAAUUUAAAAUAUUUUUAAUUCAUAAAUUAAAUUAAAAAAAAAAAAAUAGAAAUGAAAUAUUUUAGUGUUGUCUUAAGUGUUUCUUUCAAAACCAUAAUAUUUUUAACAGUAGUUCGUUCAGAUGAUGAACUUGCUCUUGAUUUUGCACCCUGUAAUGAAAAUAAUUUAGAUGAAUGUUUUAAGGAUAUUAUGCAAAAUCAAUUAAUUGCAAAUAAAGAUGGAUCAGAAAUAUUAGGUAUACCACCAUUAGAUCCAUUAGAAAUUCAAAAACAAAGAGUUGAUUAUAAUGGUCAAAAUGGUAUUGAAGUUGGUAUGUUACUUGAAAAUGUUAAAAUUCAUGGAUUAUGUGAAUCAAAAAUAAAAAAUGUUCAAACAUCAUUAGAUGAAAUUGGUUUAAAUGUAACAAGUGAUGUAUAUACACCAAAACUUCAAGUAACUGGAAAUUAUAAAGCAAAUAUUAAAAUGAAUGAUUUGAAAAUUCGUCCAAAAGGAGAAUUUAAUAUAAUAAUUAAUGAUGCUGAUAAUGUUCAAACAGUUAUUUCGGAAUUUGAUAUUUUAAAUAAUACAAAAAUAUUAAAUAUUAAAAAUAUAACAAUGGAUGCAAAUGUUGGUCAAAUAAUAUUUAAUGCAACUGGAAUAUUUCCUGAUCCAGCCUUAAAUGAAUUUGCAGUUCAAUUAAUAAAUCGAAAUUUACCGAAUUUUUAUAAAUUAAUAAUACAAGAAUCACAAUUCAUAUGGGAACCUUUAAUAAUAAAUGCAUCAAAU